UUUUUGGAAGCAAUUAGUUGAAUAUAACUGCCAAGAAGUUUCAAAUGUGUUUGAACUAACCAAAGUUUGGUAUUGCAUUGUAUAUUAGAAGGUUGUUUUGAAAGCUUGAGGUCACCUGGUGGUCUUGUGGAUUUCAAUUCCCAUCUGCAUAUAAGAGAUGAAAGUAUUUGUUCGGGAGUGUAAAACUGACAAACUACUUCUUACAUGGGAGAAUGUCUCAAAUGAUGCAACGAUUCUCGACCUUAAAAAUAGGAUUUAUCUGGAAAAAAAGAAGCCUCAAUUAAUCCGACAGAGUAUUCGUCUUGAUCCUCGUGGAAAGUCAAUAGAUGAUAACAAACGAAUAUCUGAGUUUGAAAACACGGACAAAUCUGGGUGUGUUAAUUUAUAUUUAAGGGAUAUUGGACCACAAAUUGGUUGGCGUACGGUGUUUUUAUUAGAGUACACAGGACCACUAAUCAUAUAUGCAGUCGUUUGGCUUCUUCGACAACCUUCUUUAAAAAAUAUCAUGCUUCCUCCUAUGUCAUCUGACUUCUAUUUAAGAAAAGUUGCUUUAGCUUGUUGGUCUGGCCACUACAUUAAACGUCUACUGGAAACCGUGUUUGUCCAUCGGUUUUCUCAUGCUACAAUGCCAUUGCGUAAUCUGUUCGUCAAUUGUUCAUAUUAUUUUGGAUUCGCUUUGUUCAUAAGCUAUUUUACAAAUCAUCAUUUAUACACACCACCUACCUUUGGUCACACACAAAUAGUUAUAGGCUUCAUUCUCUUCAUAAUUGGCGAAUGGGGAAACUUUUCAUGUCAUUUAGCAUUUAAACGACUUCGACCAGCUGGUUCAAAAGUUCGACAGAUACCUUAUCCAAUGGAUGGUUGGUUAUGUACUCGGAUGUUUAAUUUAGUGGCAUGUCCUAAUUACACUUAUGAAAUUAUAUCAUGGAUUGGUUUUACUAUUAUGACACAAACAUUACCAGCUCUUAUAUUUACUAUUUGUGGAUUUCGUCAAAUGAGUGUAUGGGCUAUUAAUAAAUUGAAAGCGUAUCGUCUUGAAUUUACAGAUUUUCCAAAAAAUCGAAAAGCAAUUGUACCAUUUAUUCUUUAAUUUCUUUAUUACAUAAUCAUUCUAUGCAUCAUUAAUAUCACUAUGAUUGUUAUUUAACUUUUAAUAUUCAUGGUGAUCUCUGUUUUUAUUUAUUUAUUUGAACACAUAAAUAUUGGUACAAGAGGGCACAAAAUAUAUAUGCACCACACUUUUGUAUGUGGGCUGUAAUACUGCCCGGGUGCCCAGACCGAAACAGGUGGUCUUCUUAGGGGGCCACACCCCGAGCCUUUGACCUAAAGGAAUCCGUUUAAAGCGCCGGACAUUUGCUUUUUCGUCCUCUCAUUUUCGUAGACAACACCCCCACCACGAGAAGGCAGUGAGUAGGACUUCCCUGACAGAGGCUUUAUACGCAUGGCCAUGUGAGAGCAUUUCGAGGGGGAGAGCGGACUCUGCCCACUCUCAGCCGUACCAGGAGAUUUGGGGGCCCACAGUUAUAUAAUAUACUCUUGUGGGCCAGGGUAAUUUUACAUUGGUUUUCAGGAAAACCAAACACCAUCCGGAUUUUCACGUGACAACCCAAACAUUACAGCUCAACCCCGUUUAACAGGAGAACCAGGCACCGUAUAGGCUUUAACGCUACAAUCUGAAUAGUACAGCUCAAUCCUGUGGCGCAACCACACAGGUACCAAGCACCCUGGUGGACCAGAAAAAAAUGAGCACAAAUAUGUAUAUGUCAUUCUGAUGUAUAUUUUUCUAUAAAAUGUAAGACAAGGAAAUACAUUUCGUUUCUAUACUUUCACCUAGAUUAAUCAACGAAAAGAAAACGUAUUCGUAUGAAAGAUUUAUUGGGAGUGUUUAACUUUCAUAGUGUAAUAGAUCAUGGAUUGAUUUUAGUUAGACAGCUAUAUUGAAAACCAGAAAGCAUUGAAUAGACUGUUCUCUCUUGUUGGUAGUACGUACUUAUCCAUGACCUCAUAUUGCUAUCUAGCUCUUUCUAGUUUUCAAUAGUUGUCUAACUAAACGGCAGUCCAUCAUGUAGAUUCUGGGAAAGUAGUUAUAGGGGGUCUCCAAUUAGUUGCCAGUGGGAAAGUUAACAAGUAGGUAAUGGUAUUGUGUCAAAGAUUUCGUAAACAGUGAAUAACUGGCUAAAAGAAAACUAUUGUGGAUCAUGCUCGGAAAGUGUUAGCUUGAGAUAUUUUUCGUCAGAAAGGUAUGCACCAACUUGACUACUGUUGUCUCUGCUUAUCUUUACACGUGGUUUUAAGAAGUUGGUCUACUUCUAAUCCACCAAUUCACACUCGACUGUAAAGAUCAAAAGAUAUUGUACGACAAAUAAUCAUUCUUCUUGACGUAUUUAUAUAUAUUCGCCGAACUUCUUCCGCGAUAAUAAAAUUGCUCCCCCCAUUAAUAACAGGAUAAAGACUUCCACUUAAAGGAGAACUCAUCGUUGCUAAACUAGCUUAUUUCUGUUUCACAAGUAACAUGUUAUCAUCAACUGUCCACACCAAUUUGGGUGUACGCGCAAAGACGUAUCUCAAUAAAUUAUAUGUGAG
Schistosoma haematobium is the source of this 2583-nucleotide messenger RNA. RefSeq names its product arrestin protein (gene ART1). Gene Ontology annotation, molecular function: oxidoreductase activity, acting on the CH-CH group of donors. Lineage: Eukaryota; Metazoa; Platyhelminthes; Trematoda; Strigeidida; Schistosomatidae. Gene Ontology annotation, biological process: very long-chain fatty acid biosynthetic process. The record is from RefSeq and is a predicted model, not a curated record. The transcript is spliced from 8 exons. Bases 158 to 1090 code for a protein of 310 amino acids.